Actinia tenebrosa (Australian red waratah sea anemone) is the source of this 3063-nucleotide messenger RNA. Its product is annotated as histone RNA hairpin-binding protein. Gene Ontology annotation, molecular function: histone pre-mRNA stem-loop binding; mRNA binding. The record is from RefSeq and is a predicted model, not a curated record. NCBI's taxonomy places the organism in Eukaryota, Metazoa, Cnidaria, Anthozoa, Actiniaria, Actiniidae. Gene Ontology annotation, biological process: mRNA 3'-end processing by stem-loop binding and cleavage; mRNA transport. Gene Ontology annotation, cellular component: cytoplasm; histone pre-mRNA 3'end processing complex.
CCUUCUAACACGUUUCUCUACCACACUCCUUUAUUACCCCUUCUUAUCUUCAAUUUUCUCUCCUAAAUCUCUUAGUUUUUAGCUAAAGAACUUCAUUUAUAGAUAAAGUAAGAAUGGAAGUACAGACUAGAGCGCACUCUAGAAGCAAAAGAGAAAAUAACAGAGGUGAAAAUCAAGGUUCUUCGGGGACAAGAAGCUCACCGCGUAAGAGGUCGUAUCAAAGGGAACAAAGGCGAGGAAGCAACAGCGCUGAACAUCCACUUCCAAAUGAUGAUUUACGUUCACCAUCUCACAAGCAGCCCAGAUUCAAGGGACAAAAGGAGAACACUCCCAAGAACAAAAUGAUAACCAACGGUGACAAGAAAGGACCAUGGAACCAAAAACAUUUAAAGAAUGAAAAAGUGGAAUUGGAUAAUCAAGAGUUUCCACCUCUUGGUUUUAAUUUUGACAGAUAUACACCAGAAUCAUCAAAAGACUGGGGAACUAUUGUCCAAGAAGAAGAAGAAAAGCUUGUCCAAUGUAAAGAGAACAACAGAAAAUCAUCAAAAAUCAAGCGACGAUUAAUGCUAUAUGAUACCAGUGAGCCUACCCCCAAAGAAACAACUGAUGACAAAUCCAAACCAAAAAACAAAGUCUUGAGGCCUAUAAUAACAGACCCACACAAGUUAGGACAGCGACAAAAACAGAUUGAAAUUGGGAAAAAUACAGUGUCGUAUGGAAAUUACAUCAAAAAUGUACCAAGAGAAAAUCGUUCUAAAGAAGAUCCCUGGACUCCAGACAAGUUCCAGCAGUGCAGCACCAGGUCUUGGGUUGGGCAGGUCAAAAAUUGGCGCAGACGUCUGCAUUCUUAUGACACCAACUCAGAUACCAAAGAUGACCUGUUCUCAACAUCAUCAACAAGCAGUAGCCAGAACACAGAUGAAAUCAAAAUGGAAGAUCAACAAACACAGCCUAAAUCAAAGCACAUAACCAUUGAAGAAAUGUUCCAAGACUUUGACCUGGAUAGCUGUCUGAUGGAGGACGAUGGGCUACCGUUAUAAAUGCAGAUUCAAAAUGGUCUUACUGGUAACGAUAUUAAGAUUUAAGGAAAGACUGUUUUGCAGUAUAAUAAACCUUCUAAGCUUAGGCAUUUUGUUUUCCCAUUUCAGACCAUGUGUCAUUCUCAUGAAAAUAAGAUUCUUUCUUUUUAUUCGAAUCGUUUACACAUACCCUAAGGAAUGACACAAGUUCUGAAAUGGGAGAACAUUAUGCCUUUGGAAGCUUUAUGGGUCUAUUCAUAAUUAGAGUCGACCAUAUAACCUAAUCAAGCAAUAGUCGAUCUAAUGAAUGUCUGUUCAAAAAUCUCAUAGGGGACAUUGAAUUUCAUUUUUAGACCCCCCUAGCUCCCCAGGCAUGUGUAAAAAUUGGCACCUCCCCCACUGCAAUAAGGGAAGAGGGACCUAAAUAUAGAAACAAAAUUUGGAUUCUUCAUACAGCAAUUUUACUGCAAGUUGAUUUACUUUUUCUAAGCAGAAUUGAUUUGCAGGACUAAUUCUCUAAUGUAAAUUAUUUGUGUUGAAAAUUUUUAACCAUAUUUGAAUUUCAUGAUGAUUCCUUUUUAGAAAUCUCUUUUAAUCUUUGAAAAAGAAAUUUUUACUUUUUAAUGAACUUGUAAAAAUGCAUGCAUUUUCUGGAACCAUUGAAUAAAAAAUAUCUAGAUUCACAUUUUCAUAAAGUAUCAUAUCAUCACUAGUCUCCCCCACAGAGAAAGUGUUGCGUGACGACACUGAAAGCGGCUGUGGGGGAGACUAUAUCAUCACUGGUUUAAUACUUGUAUUUGUGGAAAAUGAAGAGUGAUGUACGUAAUAGCAGUACACUCGCCUCUUUGAUUCCAAUUCUGGACUUGUCAUCAUGUGGGUAAAGUUUAUUAGGUCUUUCCCUUGAUUAUUUAAGUUUUCUUCCCUCUGCAACACCUAACUAAAUUCUAAUUUGAUGUGUGAGUCAGCCAUGCACAGACUGAUCAGCCCAGAGGUUGUUUCUGGUCGAAUUUGGAGGUUAAUUUACCAGCACUAUUUAUAGUAACCUGCAAAGGAAACUUUUUCAAUCAUUCUAGAAUUUCCAAGUACAAAACAGGCCAACAAACAGCUGAAGAAUAAAUUUUAUUUUAUCGAAUAGUAGCUGUAAAGAUACAAUAAUUGUUAUUAAACAUUGGAAUAUAUAUUUCUCCCUACCAAAGAAAUUCCUGGAAAUUUUGUUCUAAACUUGGAAUUCUUUUAAGUUCAUUCCAAUAAAAUAAAUUUAUAUUAGGAUAAUAUUGCAUUAGCAAAAUGUCCAUUUUACUUGUCACUUGAUGGUUGAGUCUAAAUAUAAUUUUUUACUUCACUCGUAGAACUAUGCUUUGUUGAUAAUUGUACAGAAAUUUGUUCCCUGCUAGCAGUCUCUCUCCUCUUUAUCUCCCUUCUUUUAGGCGGGGAGGAGGGAGACUCUGCCAAUGUAGAGCCUUUCCUUUAACAAUACACUGCCGUCCACAAUCGUGGAUGAACAAAACCAGUUUUAAAACUGGUUUUUAACCAGGCACAUGUAGUACGCAUGAGCAAAUGUAACACACCCUGGCGCCAAACGUUGUUUGACGAGCGGCUGUCAAAAUCAUGACAGCGUUGCUAAGUUACACCACACAGGCUUGACAAGUAUAACGUCCUACAUCGGCAGUCUAUUUUUCUCACUCCACCGAAACAAAAGGAAAACAGGCUCUGCUAGCAGGGAAAGAAAUUUGUAAAACUUCUGAAAAUUUUUAGUAUUGCAAGUUGCCAUCAAUACAAGACUAGUUAUAAGAUUGGCUCCAUYAUGAUCGUAACCAUGACAGAAGGCAGGAACAAUUGAAUCUGCUCUAUUCUAAGCUACCGUUGUGGCUCUGUUCAUGGCUGCCAUCACAAGAUCGGGCAAAGUCUUUAAUGACUCAUUAUUGGAAGCGUAAAACAAAUUUCAAUUGAAAACUGCUGGGAGAAAAUCAGAUUGGAAUCGAUUUAGAUCAAAUUUAUGUCUUCUAUGAAUAAAUUUAGUCACUGUCAAAUGAAAACAAUAGAA